GGGGUGCGGUCAAAGCACUGACAACUGGCACACAGUCAGGUGUUGGUCCAGAGUGUAUCUCUUGGCCACAGCGUAAGUCUGAGUUUGACAUGCAAACACCCGGCCGAGAUUUCAACCAUCUAAGUGGUCACAGCUACUCCUCAGCAGACAUGGUGGACACCCAGCAGCUCCUAGCUUGGCCUGUUGGCUUCAGCUUGAGCACAGCAGACCUGCCAGAGCUGGACGACAGCCCCCACUACCUCGACAUGAAACAUUUGUCCACAUCAGACUAUGCCUCUAUUUCCUCCUCCUCCAUCCCUUCUUCUCUGUCUCCCCAACUUGUAUCCUCCAUUUCAUCCGCUGGUGUGGCCUACGACAUCAGUUCGCCGCUAAAUGAGGAGCACCUGACGAACAUGGAAUACACAAACAUGCAAAGUUACAGAAGAGAGAUUGAGACACACAACCCAAUCAAGCUGGAACCAGAGUCACCUCCGCAGUACUCUGACAGCACUUUGUUCUCCAAGUUUCCUGAGGAUGCGUCGGCAUCAACGUUAAACAUCGAGUGCCGCGUGUGCGGAGACAAAGCAUCUGGGUUUCACUAUGGGGUCCAUGCCUGUGAGGGCUGUAAGGGUUUCUUCAGACGCACGAUCAGGCUAAAAUUGGUGUAUGAUCACUGCGAUCUUCACUGUCGCAUUCACAAGAAGUCCCGUAACAAAUGCCAAUACUGCCGUUUCCAGAAGUGCCUCAAUGUUGGCAUGUCACACAAUGCUAUUCGUUUUGGCCGAAUGCCCCAAGCAGAGAAGGAGAAACUGCUGGCUGAGUUCUCGUCUGACAUAGAACACAUGCACCCAGAAGCUGCAGAUCUAAGGGCUCUGGCCCGGCAUCUGUACGAGGCCUAUCUGAAGUAUUUUCCCCUUACCAAGGCCAAGGCCAGGGCAAUCCUCUCUGGAAAGACUGGAGAGAAAGUGCCUUUUAUUAUUCAUGAUAUGAAGUCUUUAAUAGAAGGGGAGCAAUUUAUCAACUGUAAGCAAAUACCAGUGUUGGAGCACCAGAAGCAGAUGUCAGCCGUUGCAGUUGGACACGGAGUUUCAGGAAUCCCAGCAGCCCACUCAGGGUCAGACUUUGGAUCUUUGGGGAGCGGGAUCGGUGGGAUGACACCCGACGGCGUGGAGCUACGUUUGUUCAAGAGCUAUCAGUCACGUUCAGCAGAAGCUGUGAGAGAAGUCACAGAGUUUGCCAAGAGCAUCCCAGGAUUCAUCGACCUGGAUCUCAAUGAUCAAGUAACGUUGCUGAAGUAUGGAGUGAUUGAAGUAUUGAUCAUCAUGAUGUCGCCUCUGAUGAACAAGGACGGCACCCUGAUCUCCUACGGACAAAUUUUUAUGACACGGGAGUUCUUCAAGAGCCUCAGGAAACCUUUCUGUCAAAUGAUGGAGCCAAAGUUUGAGUUUGGAGUCAAGUUCAACACGCUGGAGCUUGACGACAGUGACAUGGCACUGUUUCUAGCUGUUAUCAUUCUCAGUGGGGAUCGGCCUGGCCUGCUGAACGUGAAACCCAUCGAGCAGCUUCAGGAGACAGUGCUUCAUUCGUUAGAGCUCCAACUGAAGCUCAACCAUCCAGACUCCCUGCAGCUGUUCGCCAAGCUGCUCCAGAAGAUGACGGACCUCCGCCAGAUUGUCACCGACCAUGUGCACCUCAUCGAGCUGCUAAAGAAGACAGAGGUGGACAUGCUCCUGCACCCUCUGCUACAGGAGAUAAUCAAGGACUUGUAUUAGGGUUCAAAAGGAAAAGAGGGCAAACAUGGAAUUGUGAAGAAAAACAGAAGGAUCAAAGAUGGCUGAAUAAUGAAUUGAAAUGAGUCAAUUAACCAGAAGAUGGAGAGGAACAGGAAAAUCAAGAGAAGACAAAAAGUUUUAGAUCUGUUUCUGGACAGUCAAUGUGUGAUUAAUUUGUGAUGCAGUCAUUUAGCUACCACAGAGCCUGAACAGUUUAUCAUGAGCUGUCUGCCAACUUCAGGACGAAACUACCACCUAUUGCAGAAGAGUGUUGAUGACUAACAGAAAGAGAUGGGAAACUGACGGUUGAUGAGGUUAAUGCAAAAAUUCUGAAUGCUUCAUCACACCUAAAGAUUCACGUGCCUUAAAGGGAAAGGUUUUUCCGAGCCUCUUCUAAAGCAGCGUUCUUGUGCAACUUAUUUUUUCACAACCAUCCGCCGGCACUAGCAGUAGUGCGCAAACGCAUCAAUACCUCUGUGAACACGCACAAAUGCAUGAAUGCUCAUGCGCGCAAAAACUAUGCAGUCGUUUUCUGUUUUGGCAUCAGGGGGAAGGUGCUAUCUCGUUUUAAUCAGCUGUAUCCAAAAACAGAAAUCAGAUUAGUGUCUGUAACUUAUUCUGGUCCUGCUCACUGCUUAGAAACUGUGAGAAAGUAAGUGUGAGCUAACAGAGGGCACAGAGCAGUGGUGAUGUUAGCUCUAGAAUAGGCCUUAAUGAGCUAAUGUCAAGCUUUUCUUUUUUAAAGAUUCAAUGUUUUUAAACAUAUUGUACAUACUUAAUGUAUGAUAUAUAUAAUCCCUCAUGCCGUUUCCAUUUGUAUUAAAUUGUUGAACCAAACUUGCUUUUGAGCCUUUAGAUUCAGCAGAUUGGUUGAGCUCUAAUUUUUCAAUGUGAAAUUAUUUUCUAUCAGUAAAUCCAUUCCUUUUUGCAGACAAAGCGACUGGAUGCAUAUGUACUGAGGAGAUAAUGAAUGAAAAAUGACCUGUAAAUAAAAUAUUUUCUAACGUUUUUUAUUUGGGGUCUGUUUCUUACUUAAAGGUUUCAAGUGUGCAUCAAAAAUGUACAUCCGAGUACCUGGCUGCAGUUUUAAGUUGAGUGUAAUUGAAAAUAAAAUAAAAAAAACUAGAUCACA
Cyprinodon tularosa is the source of this 2883-nucleotide messenger RNA. RefSeq names its product peroxisome proliferator-activated receptor gamma (gene pparg). Gene Ontology annotation, molecular function: RNA polymerase II cis-regulatory region sequence-specific DNA binding; zinc ion binding; nuclear receptor activity. Gene Ontology annotation, biological process: positive regulation of transcription by RNA polymerase II; negative regulation of inflammatory response; negative regulation of transcription by RNA polymerase II. The record is from RefSeq and is a predicted model, not a curated record. The transcript has 9 exons. Bases 90 to 1751 code for a protein of 553 amino acids. Gene Ontology annotation, cellular component: nucleus. Lineage: Eukaryota; Metazoa; Chordata; Actinopteri; Cyprinodontiformes; Cyprinodontidae.